Camellia sinensis is the source of this 831-nucleotide messenger RNA. The record is from RefSeq and is a predicted model, not a curated record. Lineage: Eukaryota; Viridiplantae; Streptophyta; Magnoliopsida; Ericales; Theaceae.
AUGGACCCACGAGAUCCCCUCAACCUUGCGAAAACAUCUAAAGAAGAAGACCAUCUGAAUCAGAGCAUCAAAAAAAUUAAAAGUUUUGAUUCACCUGUUGAAGCAACCAUGGAAAAUGGGGUGAACAUGGAGAUUGAAGAUCUGAAAAGGGGAACCCCCGCUCAAGGUUCUACUGCUAUCGGCUCUCCUACCCCACCUCCCAAAUCUUUCAAGAAUGCCCUGAACCUGAAUAGAAGAGGCGAUUAUUUAUUUGAUAGUAGGGUAGAAAUCCUCUCGUCGAAUGAGGAGGAUAAUGAGCUUGAGGGCCAAUCUGAAAUCCACCACUCCUACUUAGAACACUUGGGACUUCCUAAAGUCACCCUACCUAAGAAGCUACUGGACAAAAUACGGCAACCAUGGAGGAAUGCUCUAAUUGUCAGGCUUCUGGGCAAGAACAUAGGAUAUAAAAUGCUAUGUACUCGAGUCAAGAAUAUUUGGGGUCUGCAGGGGGACUUUAAUGCCAUUGACCUGGGUUACAACUACUUUCUUUUUAAAUUUUCUGAACAAGCUGACUGUACCCAUGUUUUUACAGGAGGUCCAUGGGUAAUCAUGGACCAUUACCUCAUGGUGCGAAGGUGGGAACCGAAUUUCAAACCAUUGGAAGCCUUUGAAACCAUAACCGCAGUUUGGGUUCGAUUUUCGGAGCUUCCGAUUGAGUAUUACCAGGAGAAAGUCCUUUUUGCCAUUGCCAAAUCAUUAGGGAAACCUCUUAAGAUUGAUUGGACCAUGACUAUGGCGAUGAGGGGGAAAUUUGCAAGGAUUAUAUUGAAAUGGAUCUCAAUUCCCUUCUGA